This is a messenger RNA of Osmia lignaria (orchard mason bee), 4709 nucleotides long. RefSeq lists its product as uncharacterized. Gene Ontology annotation, biological process: regulation of DNA-templated transcription. Lineage: Eukaryota; Metazoa; Arthropoda; Insecta; Hymenoptera; Megachilidae. Gene Ontology annotation, molecular function: ATP binding; DNA-binding transcription factor activity, RNA polymerase II-specific; RNA polymerase II cis-regulatory region sequence-specific DNA binding. Gene Ontology annotation, cellular component: nucleus. The record is from RefSeq and is a predicted model, not a curated record.
UGCACCCGCACCCGCGGAGACGUUCCGUGGCCGCGAAAAUCAAAGUGUCAUCCAACGCGAAGAAGAUCCGACAACUAAGAAUCAUCAGGAUAACGAGUUCGCGAUGGAACUGGUGAAGAAACGAAGGAUAGUUCCGUGAACGAAGGGUUGUGAUCUCGCGCGGGGAGGUCGUUGUACGACGGAAGCGGCCACGACUCGACGAGGAAACAAAGAAAAAAAAAAAGGACAAUCGAAACGGUGGCAAGUUCGUUAUCGGUGUACCGAGAAACCGCAACGUGGAAACGAUCAACCAGAUCGUCCACUAAUUACACCGGAUCCUUUUCUUUUUUUUUCCUCCGCUUGCUGGAAAUUGCGGUGGAGCGCGUGCCGGUUUAACCCUCGAAUGGUAUCCGGGUUAACCACCACUUGGACCAACGAAACUGCACUUGCUCGUGCGAGUUUUCAAACGAAACGCGUUCGACGUCGCGAAGUUAAUUGUAAAGUGAUUGUUGACGCGUUGAAUCUCUUCGUGAUCCAAUGCUGAUCGAGGAAUAUCAACAAACGUGACUCGGGGAUUCUUCGAAACGUCGCGAAAGUGGGGACGAGCGAAUUCUGAUGACGGAAGAAAAAAUUUAAAGUGAAUAUGAAGCGUACCGACGAAUAUCAAUCCGAUGAUCGUUCGCAGUGUUGCUUCGAGUGUAUCACAGUGUGGUGCAUAAUCGUUUAACUUGCGCGAUUAACGUUCGCGCAAGUACCAGUACUUAACAAGCUAAAUAAGAUCCUGAUCGAAAUUCGUACGUCACCCGAAUAUGGGUGCCGUGGCAAUCGAGGUGUUAAUUGUGAACGAUGAACUAGAAGUUAGAGCAUAGUGAAUCGUCUACUCUUCAAAGGAAUUCCAACGCGUGUGCGAGGGAGAAAGAUAAAGGAUAGGUGUGUUGCGAUCAGCAAGAGUAGCAAGAGUAGCGAGAACAGCAGCGGUAGUAGCAUCAGGAUAUCGUGGAAGAGGGUGCAGCAGGAGAGAGAGAUUUUUCCCCACCGCUUGGAAAAACGAACCCCCACCAAGUCGCUUAGUACGGGCAGGCGGCGGUGGCGGCGGCGGCGUGGAAGAGAGGCACGGAGGGGUAGGUUAGCCAGGGUGGUCUCGGUGGUGGCUGGGGGCGGCAGCCUCAAAAAUACACCGCAACCACACCGCGCGGCUCCACCGCAGAAGCCGCCAUCUUCCACCGGCGAACCGAAACGAGACCGCGCGAGUUAAACACCCUAUCCUACUUCCCCGUGCAAGUUGCCGCUGCCACCCGCCGAACUAACAGCGACCAAGAAGUAUCUCUGCUUCUUCUGACCGGCAGCCUGAACCGUUGUCAACCAACAGCGCGCGAAGAAAAUUCAAUUUUCCACCGGUAUGGAUAACAACAACGGACCGGAUGUCCUCUUCGAAUGACGCGUUUACCCUUCCAGUGACAAUUGGAUUUCGAGGUAGCACGCGUGUCCAUGUGGUGAUUCGAUACAGUGCUGUUCCUUGAAUUGGCAAGAAUAAUAAUGUGCGUAUGUGGCAUUUGUGUCGCGGUCGGAGCUGGCUUCGAGGAUUCCCGGCGCGGAAUUAACACCUGUUAGAUGGUCGACCGCAAGUGCUGAUGUGAUAUUAGUGGCGGAUAAUUUUGAUCGGCACGUGGCAAGUCAUCGAGAUUUCAAAUCGUAUUAAUAGUCGGAGCGAGGAUAGCCGAAUCGAACAAUGAAUGAAUGAUGAAAAGAAAGCGGGAGAGAGUGGGGUAACCGAUCAAAGAAACGAAGAAACGAGGGGUCGAUUCGACAACGAUUCCAAUAAAACGAAUUUUCUCCGCGACUUGGCAAUCGAGACGAGGAAGAAUUUGCAAACGGAUGCUCUCUUACCUCGGCCCUGUCGCGGGAUAAUGAAAUAAGGAUCAAAGGAUCGUUGGGACCACGCGGAAACUGGCGCGUGUCGUUCGAAGAAACCAACCGAACUAUGAUUAUAUAUUAAUUCAUCGUUGCUGAACAAACUUGAUAGAUUCAAAGACGUUAGGAGACAGAGUUCGAAUUAAUUAGUCAGUUUAUAGAUUAAUCAGUGCUGUGAUCGAGUGAAAAAAAGAAAGAAAAUUCAGUCGAAUUCUUCGCAGCAGUUUGCCGGCGAGCAGGAUAUUUCGAAUAAAGAGUCCGAUGAUCCUGUUCUCAUGACGAAUCCUUUACGAGAUGCACGCCCCGAGGAUCGGCCUCCAGGCUUAGACUAUCCUGACCCUAGAUUAGUUCGCAACGGUCAUCAGGAUCACCAAGGGAACUCGGUGCAUCAGAUCGGUGGCGGGAGAAUCCGACGAACAAGGACCUCGUCAUCGAGGAGAAGAAUGCACUUGACGAACGAGGUACCUCCACAAGGAUCCACUGGCGGAAAUAAUCUACCAGACUAUGCCCUUACCGCGGAUCUGCUCGCCGAAAGAACUUUGGACGGGUUGUUCGCGGAACACCCUGGGGAACUGGUUCGAACAGGUUCGCCGCACGUGGUUUGUACGGUGCUACCAGCACACUGGAGGUCAAACAAGACCCUUCCGGUUGCGUUUAAGGUGGUAGCCCUAGGCGAGGUCGGUGAUGGGACCCUGGUGACGGUUCGUGCUGGGAACGACGAAAAUUGUUGCGCGGAAUUGCGAAAUUCCACCGCGGUGAUGAAGAACCAGGUAGCGAAAUUCAACGACCUCAGGUUCGUCGGUCGAAGCGGUCGAGGAAAGAGUUUUACUCUGACGAUCAUGCUACAGACGUCACCGCCUCAAAUAGCCACCCUGUCCAAGGCGAUUAAGGUCACCGUGGAUGGACCCAGAGAACCCAGGUCCAAGACAAGACACCAAGCGUUUCAUCCUUUUCAUUUCGGACCCAGACCGUUCCCGUUCGGACACCCUCAGGAUCCUCUGGGAUUUAAGCUGUCCGGCUUGCAACACCUGAGUCUGGAGCAAGGAGCAAGUCAAGGGUGGGGUGGAUUACCCCGAGGUUCUCUGCCACCCCACUGUCUUCCACCACCUCCUGGUCACCACUCGCAUACACAUCCUCCAACAGCUGGUGCGUCGGCCUUCAAUCCCUUCCACCACAGCAUCGAGCAAAGAUCUCCUAGACUACCUGCACCUAACACCGAGUCGUCCAGGAACGAUUUGGUUCCAAUCAGCGUUUCCGUCAGAGUGGUGACACCGACAUCGUCACCUGGCAAUCCCGGACCCGGCCUGCUCACGACGGCCACCGUCGCGGCACCCACACCACCUGCCGAACCUACCACGACCACCACCACGCCCAGCCCUUCUGGACAUCAUUCUCAUUUUCAAGGUCUUCAUCUUCUGGGAGCCACAGGGUCAAUCUUCGGAUCGAUAUUCGCCCCGUUGCUGCCACAAUCGUCUUGGCUCUACAAUCCUCUCUAUCACACGCAGCAAUACGCUUUGGAGCCCGAAUGGCACGCUCUGGCGUUGAGACUAGCCCAGCAACGAUUGCAGAGGCCCGACCAAGCCAGACUGGAAGAAACCAGGAAGCUUAGGAGUCACAGCAACAGCCCGGAAAUCGACUUGAAAGAAGAGAAACAGCGAGACGACGAGCAAGAUCCGUUCCCUAGAUCCGGUCUCGACAGCCCUGACGGAAGUAUAGAGGUUGACGACAGGAACGAACACGAUCCAAACAGAGAUCGCGCGAGAAGCGACGAGUCCCUUCCGGAACAAGAUUCUCCGAGGAUAUCUCCGGUUAGAAGCGACCUCGAAGACGUCACCACGGACGUGACGUUUCAAGAUGCUUCGGUUCACCUGAGGCCCAGCAUGGAGAAUUCGAACGAUCAGGAAACGUUCAGCGACGAGCAGAUUUCGCGACGAGAUCUGGCGGUUAAAAUCCGAUUGGAGGGUACCGUGGAUCUAAGCACGAAGAGGGGACAGGAUAAAGAAAACAUGGGACAGGAUUUGACAACGAGGAAGAAGGAAGAAGACAGCGAGGUCGAGAGGGAUGGGGUCAGAGCGAGAAGAGAGACGAGCCCUAAGCCCAGACAGGUCUGGAGACCGUACUAAAGGACGAAAUUAGUCGGCUCAAAGGAUUUCUGAACGCAGCGAUAUCUUCGAAGAUAUCUGCUUGUAAAUUUGCCCGAAUCUCGAUCAGUUUACGUUAGAUAUUGUAUCGGGUCCCCGGAGAUUAUCGAAUUUCUCGACUCGUUUCGACUGAAUGUACUAGUCAGGAGUCAAUCGUGAGAGAUACUUGGUCCUUCGAUCAAGGACUCGAGGACUAACCAGGGUUUACGUUCGUAUAGCUUGUAAAUAUAAGCGGCGUCCAAUUAUCACUUUAGGUUUAAUGUCUCGCGUACGUGUUAAACGCUAUCCAUUGUCACUUGGAGUGAGAUUAAGCGAUUUUUCUCAACGAUCCUCAUCGUACCGACGUGAUUCCGACGAGAAUGACAAAGUCUGAGGGGUAAGAGAAAUUGCGCGAUGCGAAUCGUUCGAAGAAAAAGAGCUACUGUCGUUGUAAAUAUCGCAGAAUUAAGGAUACAAAGUACCAGCUAAGUCACGUUCUUGCGAGUCUACUCCUUUUUUCUUUUUCUGCUGUUUUUACAAGGAAUAUUAACCGACGAUCGGCAGCAAAUGUAACAGGGAGUAGAUCGAGCGUAAUAACUUAGGCCUGUUGACGUUCUGUGUUAAACGUGACUGGCUUGGAAAAAGAAAUAUCUUUCACUGUUUAAGUACCGUCAUCAAAUAAAGUAAUAUCAUCCGUUC